UCGCGGACGGGAUCAGUCGCUGCCAGCGCUCGCGGGAGGAAGGCAGAGCAGCACGCGGCUCUCAGUGUGAAGAGAAGCAGGGUCAGGCUAGCAGUAGGUCAGGCUGGGUUUCCUCCCCUCUCUCUCUCUCUCUCUCUCUCUCUCUGUCUCUCUCUCUCUCACCCCCUCUCGCGUGCGGAAGCCUCCGGACCCCCCCCGCCCAUGCGGGUUUCCUCCGAGCGUCUCGCACCGCAGACUGAAGUUUCGCUGGGGACCCCCCUCCCCCCCCUGAAUUUUAGGAGAGAUGUGAGCCCAGCACCGGAGACCCCCCCCCCUUUUUCCCCUCCUCCCCGCGGGACUCGCCUCCGCCGACGCUGACUCGAGUCGCCGGCCGUUCGCCCGCAGGUUCCAGCCAGGGUCGUCCACCUUCUUCUUCUUCAUCUUCUUCAUCGACGGCUUUUUCUUUUUUUCUUUUUUUUUGGGGGGGGGGGGGAAGCACCGCUGGACGAGCGCGCUGAAGGACAUGGACUACCUCCUGGGGAUUGUACUGCUGCUCUCCUGCGGGGCCGCGACGUCCGCGACCCCGGGCUAUCCGGAGCCCAGGGGCAACGUUCCCCGACUCAAGCUCUCGUACACGGAGAUGCUGGACUCGAACAAUCUGGUCACCUUUAACGGCCUGGCGAACAGCUCCAGCUAUCACACCUUCCUGCUGGACGAGGAGAAGGGCAGGCUCCUGGUGGGAGCCAAGGACCACAUCUUCUCCUUCAACCUGGUCAACAUCAACAAGGACUACAUGCAGAUCGCGUGGCCCCCUGCUCCCGCGAAGAGAGACGAGUGCAAGUGGGCUGGGAAGGACAUCUUGAAAGAAUGCUCCAAUUUUAUCAAAGUGCUGCAGCCGUUUAAUCAGACGCACCUGUACGCGUGCGGAACGGGAGCCUUCCACCCCAUCUGCGCCUACCUGGAGGUGGGGAAGCGGCCGGAGGACAACAUCUUCCGGCUGGAGGCUUCGCACUUUGAGAACGGGCGGGGAAAGAGCCCGUACGAUCCAAAGAUGCUGUCGGCCUCUCUCCUGAUUGACGGGGAGCUCUACUCCGGGACGUCGGCGGACUUCAUGGGCAGGGACUUCGCCAUCUUCCGCACGCUGGGACAGCAUCACCCAAUCAGGACGGAGCAGCACGACUCGAGGUGGCUGAACGACCCCAGGUUCGUAAGCGUGCACCUGAUCCCUGAAAGCGACAAUCCGGAGGACGACAAGAUCUACCUGUUCUUCCGGGAGAGCGCCAUGGACGGAGAGCAUUCUGGGAAGGCCACGCACUCCAGGAUCGGACAGCUCUGUAAGAACGACUUUGGGGGCCACCGGAGUCUGGUGAACAAGUGGACGACCUUCCUGAAGGCGCGGCUGAUGUGCUCGGUGCCGGGAGCCAAUGGCAUCGACACGCACUUCGACGAGCUGCAGGACAUCUUUCUCAUGAGUUCCAAGGAUCCCAAAAACCCAGUCAUUUAUGCAGUCUUCACAACAUCCAGCAACAUCUUCAAGGGCUCGGCGGUGUGUGUGUACAGCAUGGCCGACGUCAGGAGGGUGUUCCUGGGCCCCUACGCCCACAGGGACGGGCCCAACUACCAGUGGGUGCCCUUCCAGGCCAGGGUGCCCUACCCCCGCCCCGGCACGUGUCCGAGCAAAACGUUCGGCGGAUUCGAUUCGACGAAGGAUCUCCCGGACGACGUCAUCACCUUUGCGAGGGGGCACCCGGCCAUGUUCAACCCCGUCAACCCCGUGAACAACCGGCCGAUCGUCGUCAAGACGGACGUGGAGUACCAGUUCUCCCAGAUAGUGGUGGACAGGGUGGAGGCGGAGGACGGCCAGUAUGACGUCAUGUUCAUUGGAACGGACGUGGGGACGGUUCUGAAGGUGGUGUCCAUUCCUCGGGAGUCGUGGCACGACCUGGAGGAGGUGCUCCUGGAGGAGAUGACUGUGUUCAGGGAACCCACCGCCAUCACCGCUAUGGACAUUUCCACCAAGCAGCAACAGCUGUACCUGGGCUCGGCCAUCGGUGUAUCCCAGAUGCCUUUGCACCGGUGUGAUGUGUACGGGAAGGCGUGCGCUGAGUGCUGCCUGGCGCGGGACCCCUACUGCGCCUGGGAUGGUACCCAGUGCUCCCGCUACUUCCCCACUGCCAAGAGGCGGACCCGACGCCAGGACAUCAGGAACGGCGACCCUCUGACGCAGUGCUCGGACCUGCAGCAUCACGAGGACAUGAACGGCCAGGGCCUGGUGGAGAACAAGGUCGUCUACGGCGUGGAGAACAGCAGCACGUUCCUGGAGUGCAGCCCCAAGUCCCAGCGCGCCCUGGUGCACUGGCAGCUCCAGAAGCAGAACGAGGAGAGGAAGCAAGAGAUAAAGGCAGAGGACAGGUUCGUGCGGACGGAGCAAGGCCUGCUCAUCCGCAGCCUCCACAGGAAAGACUCGGGCAAGUACUACUGCCACGCGGUGGAGCACGGCUUCAUCCAGACCCUGCUCAAGGUCACGCUGGAGGUCAUCGACGCCGAGCACCUGGAGGAGCUGCUGCACAGGGACGAGGAGGCGGGCGAGGGGGGCGGCGGAGGCCGGGCCAGGGAGGCCCAGGCAGGGGGGCGCGGGGCGGGGCAGAAGCUGUGGUACAGGGACUUCAUGUCCCUCAUCAACCACCCCAACCUGAACAGCAUGGACGAGUUCUGCGAGCAGGUGUGGAAGAGGGAGCGCAAGCAGCGAAGGCAAAGGGUCCAGACCGCCCAGGCGCACGCCAACAAGUGGAAGCACCUGCAGGAGAACAAGAAGGGCCGGAACAGGAGGACCCACGAGCUGGAGAGGGCGCCAAGGAGCGUCUGACCUCCCCCUCGCCUCCCCGCUCCCCCCUUCCCCCACUCCCUCCCCCGCCCUCACCGAAAGACAGGACUCCUUCCGAGCAGACUGAAAAGAGAACUCAACUGGAAACAAAUGCGAUACGCUCCCGUUCCAAAAAGUGGUUCGCUUGUUUGAAGAUGUUUACAAUGGCAUUGGCGGUAAAGACGCGAUCACACUUGACCCCCCACCCCCAC
Anguilla anguilla (European eel) is the source of this 3054-nucleotide messenger RNA. Its product is annotated as semaphorin-3A-like. The coding region runs from base 503 to 2845 and encodes 780 amino acids. The transcript has 17 exons. Gene Ontology annotation, biological process: semaphorin-plexin signaling pathway; negative regulation of axon extension involved in axon guidance; positive regulation of neuron migration. Lineage: Eukaryota; Metazoa; Chordata; Actinopteri; Anguilliformes; Anguillidae. Gene Ontology annotation, molecular function: chemorepellent activity; neuropilin binding; semaphorin receptor binding. The record is from RefSeq and is a predicted model, not a curated record.